AUUACGUAAUAUUUUAUCCGAAAUACCCCUAUUCCAGAUGUAUUACCGGAAGUACCCCUGUACGAAUACUAGAGAAAAAUCAAUCCGACCCCACGUUCCAUAAGUACCUGCCGCUUCACGUUAUACGUUUCUCCCUCUCUAUGGUUUUGUCCCCUUUUCAGAAAAUAUUGAAAAUGCAAUAAACCCUCCCCCCCUACUUCUCUCUCUAUCUGACUGCCGCGUCGAUUGGCUUUCAUUUCGAACCCUAGAAAUCUACAGGGGACUUACAUAAAUAAGACUUAAGUUGUGAUUGGAAUGGAGGAACAACAGGGGGAAGUAGAAGAUGUGGAAACCACUUCUAGUGAUUCAUUUGUUGAUGAUUCAGGUGAUGGUGAACCAUCCACAUCUGAACAUGAUGAUGGAGCUCAUCUCGAGACACCUUUGACUGAUGAAGAAGUAGAAGAACUCCUUGCUGAGUUCUUGGAAGUUGAGAGUAAGGCAGCCGAGGCGCAAGAAUCACUUGAGAAGGAGUCACUUGAUCGUGUGGAGAGUGAGGUCCGAGCAGAAUUGGCACAGACCAUUAGUGGGGAUGAUUUGGACAUGGCAGUUAAGACUGAAAUGAGAAUUUUCGUGGAAGAGUGGGAAAAUGUUCUGGAUGGAUUGGAGACAGAGAGUGCCAACUUGUUGGAACAACUUGAUGGGGCUGGUAUUGAACUCCCAAGCCUUUAUAAAUGGAUUGAGAGUCAGGCUCCCAAUGGUUGCAGCACUGAGGCAUGGAUGAAAAGGACUCACUGGGUGGGAUCUCAAGUAACAACUGACAUUACUAACUCAAUUUUAGAUGCAGAAAAAUUUCUUCAAUCCCAUCGGCCUGUCAGGAGACAACAUGGUAGGCUUUUGGAAGAAGGUGCAAGUGGAUUUCUGGGAAGAAAGCUUGCAAGUGAAGACAAUAAAGAAAUUGUAAGAGAAAAUUCAGAAGCUGAUUGGUCUGUGUUCAACAAAAUCAUUCAAUCUCAGCGUGUUGAUGGUACUUCAUUUGGUAGCAAGCAUUGGGCAUCUGUUUACUUAGCUAGUACACCACAACAAGCAGCAAAUUUGGGGCUCAAGUUGCCAGGAGUUGAUGAGGUGGAGGAGAUCGAUGACAUUGAUGGCAACUGUAGUGAUCCUUUUUAUGCAGAUGCUAUAGCUAACGAGCGUGAACUUGAUCUUUCCGAAGAACAAAAGAAAAACUUCAAGAAGGUCAAGGAGGAAGAUGAUGCAAUAAUUACACAAAAACUUCAACUUCAUUUGAAAAGGAGGAGACACAGGAAAAGGUGUAAACAGGAGGUAAUUCAGAAAGAGGUUUGCUCGGUUGAUCAGAUGCAUGAAAGCAAUGCUAUCAGCUCAAAACCUUCAAAUGGAUAUUCUCACUUAGAUUCAGGUGAUGUUGCAUGUGGGGUUGGUGAAGGAGUUUCACGGGCUAACAAUAGUGAAGCUUUUCAUCCUUCGGGGUUCGAAGUACUCGACAAACUUGAAAUUUCUAUGGAGCUUGAGAAAGAAAGGCCAAUGGAGAGUGGUACUUCUUCAGUGCUUGUUGAAUCUUCUUCAGCUGAUUUAGCUGAACCCAGAGGAUCCAAGCGUGCACGUGAUGGAGAGGAUCCAGACAAUGAGAACAAAAAGACUCGUACUGUUAUUAUUGACAGUGAUGAUGAGGGUGGUGUGGUGGAUGAUAUAUCUGCUUCUCAUGUUUGUAAUGGACAAAACUUGGAUACAGAAUCCAAGUUGCUGUCUACAGAAGAAGUUGAUAUUGUUGAUUCCAAGUCUCUUCCUCUUCAGAGUCAAAAUGUGAUGGAAGAAUCUGACAAUUUUCAUUGCACUGUAUGCACUAAAGUUGUCAAACCUGAUGAAGUGCGCCGCCAUCCGCUCUUGAAAGUCAUUGUAUGUGAAAAUUGCAAGUGUUCAUUGGAAGAGAAGAUGGAUGAAAAGGAUCCUGAUUGCUCUGAGUGCUACUGUGGAUGGUGUGGAAAGAGCAAAGAUCUAAUCAGUUGCAAGUCUUGUAAAAUGUUGUUCUGUGCUGCAUGCAUAAAGAGGAAUUUUGGUGAAGAAUCUUUGCCGGAGCUUCAAGUCUCUGGCUGGAAAUGUUGUUGCUGUUGUCCGGAUCCCUUGGAACGGUUGACUGUAGAAUAUGAAAAAGCCAUUGGUGAUGGAAGUCGCACAGUUUCAAGCUCUGGCACAGACAGUGAUUCAGAGAUUUCAGAUACUGGUUUUACUGUUUCAGUAAGUACUAAAAGACGCAGGAAAAAGAAGAUAAGGAGGAUUCUUGAAGAUACUGAACUUGGAGAGGAAACCAAAAGAAAAAUUGCAAUUGAAAAGGAACGCCAAGAACAUCUCAAGUCACUAAAAGUACAGUUUACUACUAAAUCAUGGAUGAUGAAUACCGGAACCGUUAAUGGCUAUGCAUCAGAAGGUGGUAGUGUUGAAGUUCUGGGUGAUGCAACAAGUGGUUAUAUAGUGAACGUUGUAAGGGAGAAAGAUGAGGAAGCAGUGAGGAUUCCUCCCAGUAUCUCAUCGAAAUUGAAACCCCAUCAGACUGCAGGGAUUCGGUUUAUGUGGGAAAAUAUCAUACAGUCUGUUAGAAAGGUGAAGUCCGGGGAUAAAGGUCUUGGCUGUAUCUUAGCUCAUAUGAUGGGCCUUGGUAAAACAUUUCAGGUCAUAGCUUUUCUGUACACUGCUAUGAGAGCUGUUGAUUUAGGGUUUAAAACUGCACUUAUUGUUACACCUGUAAAUGUGUUGCACAAUUGGCGACAAGAAUUUGUAAAGUGGAGACCUGUGGAGUUAAAGCCACUUCGUGUCUUUAUGCUGGAAGACGUUUCAAGGGAUAGAAGGUUGGAUUUGCUCACAAAGUGGAGAACCAAGGGUGGUGUUUUCUUGAUUGGCUACACUGCUUUUAGAAACUUGUCCCUUGGAAAGCAUGUGAAGGACAGGCAUGUGGCUAGAGAAAUUUGUUAUGCCCUACAGGAUGGACCUGAUAUACUUGUUUGUGAUGAGGCCCAUAUGAUCAAGAAUACUAGAGCUGAUAUUACCCAAGCGUUGAAGCAAGUGAAGUGCCAGAGGAGGAUUGCAUUAACAGGAUCACCUCUACAAAAUAAUUUAAUGGAAUAUUAUUGUAUGGUUGAUUUUGUAAGAGAAGGAUUUCUUGGUAGCAGCCCUGAGUUUAGGAACCGGUUCCAGAAUCCAAUAGAGAAUGGUCAACAUACUAAUUCUACCACUGAUGAUGUUAAGAUUAUGAACCAGAGGUCACAUAUUCUUUAUGAACAGUUAAAAGGAUUUGUCCAACGGAUGGACAUGAAUGUGGUAAAGAAGGACUUACCCCCUAAAACUGUGUUUGUAAUUGCUGUGAAGCUGUCACCGUUACAGAGGAAGUUAUAUAAAAGAUUUCUAGAUGUGCAUGGGUUCACAAAUGACAAGGUUUCUAGUGAAAAAAUAAGGACAAGAUGUUUUUUUACUGGGUAUCAGGCACUGGCUCAGAUAUGGAACCAUCCUGGGCUUUUACAGAUGACAAAAGAACAGAAAGACUACUUAAGGCGUGAAGAUGCUGUUGAGAAUUUUCUUGUUGAUGACAGCUCCAGUGAUGAUAACAUUGACCGUGAAAUGCAAGUUGGAGAGAAGCAGAGGAUCAAGACUGACUGUGCACCUCGAAAAAGUGAUAAUGGUUUUAUUCAUGAGGAUUGGUGGAAGAACCUUCUUCAUGAGAAGAACUACAGAGAGGUUGAUUACAGCGGAAAAAUGGUUCUUCUACUUGAUAUUUUAUCAAUGAGUUCUGCAGAAGGUGAUAAGGCAUUGGUUUUUAGCCAGAGCUUGACAACUCUAGACCUCAUUGAGCGCUACCUGUCAAAAUUACCACGGAAUGGCAGAGAAGGAAAAUACUGGAAACAAGGAAAAGACUGGUAUAGGCUAGAUGGGAGUACCGAAGGCUCUGAAAGGCAAAAGCUGGUAGAGAGGUUCAAUGAGCCCUCGAAUAAGAGGGUGAAAUGCACUUUGAUAUCAACCCGAGCUGGAUCCCUGGGCAUUAAUCUUCAUGCCGCUAAUCGUGUGGUCAUAGUUGAUGGCUCAUGGAAUCCAACUUAUGAUCUUCAGGCUAUUUACCGAGUUUGGAGGUAUGGCCAGAAGAAACCAGUUUAUGCUUACCGGUUGAUGGCACAUGGAACAAUGGAAGAAAAGAUAUAUAAGCGCCAGGUGACUAAGGAAGGUCUUGCUGCAAGGGUUGUUGAUAGACAACAAAUACAUAGAACCAUGUCUAAAGAGGAGGUGUUGCACCUCUUUGAUUUUGGUGAUGAUGAAAAUCCAGAUUCAGUUCCAGAUCAGGAACAAAAGAGUAUACAUUCUAACCAAGAAGUUGGAAUUGGGAGCAUACUGAAGCAGAAAUUGCCCAAUGAGAGUUGCUCCUCUGACAAGUUGAUGGAAAGCUUACUUAGCAGGCACUAUCCACGGUGGAUUGCAAAUUAUCAUGAACAUGAAACACUUCUGCAAGAAAAUGAGGAUGAAAAGCUAUCCAAGGAGGAGCAGGACAUGGCAUGGGAAGUAUUCCGGAGAACUCUAGAGUGGGAGGAAAUCCAAAGACAUUCUGUGGAUGAGUCGUCAUUUGAACGGAAGCUAACUGUUGCUAGUACCUGCCCGCCUGCAGCAGAGGGCAUUUCACAGAGAGUUCCCAUGGAUGAGUCAUCAUUUGAUCAGAAGCCAACUGUUAGCAGCGUCUGCUCACAUGCACCAGAGAGCACGGACUUUCAAACCAGGGGUAUUUCAAGGAACCGCUUGUUACAGCGAAAAUGCACCAACCUUUCACAUUUGCUAACCCUUAGGAGCCAGGGAACUAAAGCCGGUUGCACAACUGUGUGUGGGGAAUGCGCACAGGAGAUCAGCUGGGAGAACCUCAGCAGGGAUGGUAAAUCAGCAAGAUGAGGAAGUAUUCCCCGGCUCCGGCCCGUUCAUGUGUUGUAUGUAAUGUACUGUCAUUGUAAAUUCCAACUUUGCUAUUUGAUUUGAAUAGUCUCAUUUUACAAAUGGUAAAAGCAGUUAAAGGUAGGUUCUUCCACCUGCCAAUAUCUUUAAUCACAAUCCAAAUCUGUUCUUCCGUACAAAUUUCUUGAUGUUGGCAACCAGAAAGAAAGAAAGAAAAAAAAAAAAAAAGGCCAAUUGGCACC
Molecule: messenger RNA, 5156 nt
Organism: Nelumbo nucifera (sacred lotus)
Lineage: Eukaryota; Viridiplantae; Streptophyta; Magnoliopsida; Proteales; Nelumbonaceae
Gene: ATRX
Product: P-loop containing nucleoside triphosphate hydrolases superfamily protein
Cellular component (GO): nucleus
Molecular function (GO): ATP hydrolysis activity; ATP binding
Source: RefSeq, a predicted model, not a curated record